GAGGGCUUGCAGCAGGACUCUUAACCACCCCAGAAGAGAGGAUGGUUAGUAGAUAGAGAGCUGCGAUAGUUGGAGGACUCAGACAACGAGUGCUCAAAAACUUAAAUGACUUCUCCUCCUCAGGAUUCAUGAACAAUAGACGCACCUUGUAGACAGUGAGAGCAAAGUAGACGCAGAGCUUUUUUAGGAAGGCUAGCAGCAAGUUUCUUCUCAUUCCUUUUUGUUGUUGUUGUUGGCUAGAAGCACAUAUAACGUGUUUAAAUGCAACGCUGUCUGAUUUAUGAGAAAACUAUGGCAGCCGAGACGAAGAACGGCGGGAGUUCGCUGAACAACAAUAACUGCAAAGACCACAGCAGGAGAAAGUUGCUGGUCGGAGUGGAUCUUUUCUGCUUGUUUUUAGCCGGCCUGCCUUUCUUGGUCAUUGAGACCAGCGCUGUUCAGCCUUACCGUAGAGGGUUUUACUGCGACGAUGAGUCCAUCAAGUAUCCGGCCAAAAACGGAGACACCAUUAGCGACGGUGUGCUUAGCGCUGCAGGCAUUCUAAUCACCAUCCUCUCUAUCAUAAUUGGGGAAAGUUACAGGAUCUACUUUCUGAAUGAGGGAUCCAAGUCUUUUGUGGGGAACCCCUACAUCUCCGCUCUCUACAAGCAGGUCGGAGUGUUCAUCUUCGGCUGUGCCAUCAGUCAGUCCUUCACCGACAUCGCCAAAGUGUCGGUGGGACGAAUGCGCCCUCACUUCCUCGACGUGUGCAAACCCGACUUCUCCACCAUCAACUGCUCUCUGGGCUACAUUACAGACUACCAGUGUCAGGGGCCGGAGAGCAAAGUUCAGGAGGCCAGGAAGUCUUUCUUCUCUGGACAUGCGUCUUUCUCCAUGUACACCAUGCUGUACCUGGUGUUUUACCUGCAGUCUCGUUUCACCUGGCAUGGAGCCCGCCUGUUGCGACCUUUGACGCAGUUCACCCUCAUCAUGAUGUCCUUCUACACCGGCCUGUCCCGUGUUUCAGAUCACAAGCACCACCCCACUGAUGUCCUGGCUGGAUUUGUACAGGGAGCCCUGGUGGCCUACUGCAUAGUAUUCUUUGUGUCAGACUUGUUCAAGCCCAAAGGAAGACGUUCUGUUCUGUCUCCGACCCCGGUGAAGAAAGAUCUCAUUCCUGCAGCAGACAUCAGAGAGCGGGGCAACCAUCUCAUCAUGGCGUAGAAAAGGCUGCAAACUGACUGUAUAUAACCCUGACCUGUGCCUUUUUUAAAUCACUACUACAGCCACUAGUCAAUACUGAAUGAAAUAAACUCCCAACGACCUGGAAAAUGCAGACAAACGUGGAAUCUUGAACAUCUCCGAGGAUGAGAAGGUGGAAAAACGGUCAAGAAAGUCGUGCUUUCUCAGUGGAAAACUUCAUGUUUUUCCUUGGUCUCACCAGAUAUUUUAAUGUGGAAAAGAGAGACAACCUCCUAUUUUAAAGCAAGGGAUAUUUGUCCCUCUACUUCUGGUAUGAAGAUUAUUAUCCUCCACUGUCAAGGCCUUUCCAUGGACAAACAUCAGAAAUUGAAGAAAACUAAGAAAUGGCAGCUGUAAACAAAGCUGUGUGUGACUUUUGUGCUUUCACACUCGUAUUCCUGCCGAUCGCUCACAGUUUGACGAACAAAUCAUGACAAAACAAAUUCCUUAAUUUUAGGAAGGAUGUUGUUUUAGUUUGGUUUUAUUACAAACAUCAUAUUUUUUUUUCUAGCACUAUUUUAGCUAAACUCAGUACUGUUUGUCACCACUUGAAUGACCCGAAGUGAAGCUUUCGGAAAGCUUCCUAAGCUUUCUUUUAAGCUUUUAUUACGUGCAUAAUGUAGAUCCUUCGAAGGCGCACGUGAGUUGUAGUGCAGUGAGGGCGUGUGUUUUGGAUGUGGGCCUCUUUCUGCUGGCUAGGACGAGCCCCCACUGAGCCAUUUAAUGAAAUGACUGUCUUGUUCUAUGUACCAGAUGGGUGCUCACAAGUGUUAGGUCAGAAUGUGUGUGUGAGAGAGUGUGUGUCGGGUGUGUCCCUGUGUGUGUCUUAAUGUCAAGUCUAUAUAUUUCAGUGUUUAUAGCCUACAAGUGUGCCUCUCUCCAGCCAGAGAGCAAGCACCUGCUCCCACAGACGCAUGUAACUCAAGACGGGAGCACUGUGGGGUGGGGUGGGGUGGGGGGGAUGCAUCAUGUAGAGGACAUUGUGCUUUACUGUUACUAAUCAUAGCGAUGAUUCACAUCGCUGAGAAAUCUUGUGAUAUACUGGAUGUUAAACAGAUGUGAACCUCUUAGAGCAGUGGUUAGUUUAUCAAUACCAAAGCACAGUUUUGUAAUGAAAAAGCUGCUCUGGCACAUUGUAAAUGCUUAGUAACUCAUGAAUACAAAAGAGCUGAAAAUGAGGCUCUGCAUUAUAAUAGACGAACAACUUCUAAUGCAAUUAUGUUUGCAUUAAUUUUAAUGUAAUUAGCUUUUUAGCUGAAAAUGAUGAUAAAAACCACUGACCAGAAAACAUCACUCAGUUUUAACUUACUGAGUCAAGCUUGGAUCUGACAUGUAGUUUUUCUUAAUACGUAACGUCUAAAUCGGCUAUAUAUAGCAUUAAAACAUUCAUCAUGCUAACCUUACAUUGUACAGUAUCAUGUGUAUAUACAAAUAUACAGUAUGCGUUUUGAAGAAAUGCCCACUAUGACUUUGUGUCGAGACCUGUGUAAAUGUAAAACAUGCUGCUUCAAAAAUCAAAGCUUGGCAAACGUCAUCCAGUAAAGUGUGAAUAUUCUGUUUUUUUUAAAAACAACAAAGCUCUCAAAGCGGACUGCUUCAGUACAGUUUUAUCAAAAAAGAAAAUCAUUUUUCAGUACUAUUUUUGUAAUGUCGUGAAAUUUUGUACAAUGAAACUGUAAGACGUAUCAAAGAUGAAAAAAAUGUCUUUAAUAAAACACGAAAGAUCACAAGGA
This is a messenger RNA of Acanthochromis polyacanthus (spiny chromis), 2954 nucleotides long. RefSeq names its product phospholipid phosphatase 3-like. Gene Ontology annotation, biological process: phospholipid metabolic process; canonical Wnt signaling pathway; phospholipid dephosphorylation. The transcript is spliced from 6 exons. The record is from RefSeq and is a predicted model, not a curated record. Gene Ontology annotation, molecular function: phosphatidate phosphatase activity. NCBI's taxonomy places the organism in Eukaryota, Metazoa, Chordata, Actinopteri, Pomacentridae. Bases 262 to 1203 code for a protein of 313 amino acids.